AAAUAGGUAUGUUGUUUUAUUUUAAUAUCAAAUUAUGGGCAUAUUUCACAAUUUACUAAAAGUACUGUAAAUCUUUUCGUCCAUUUUUUUUGUUGUGUAUUUGACAAAAACGUAACGAUGACUGCAACACUCGCAAUGAGUUUAGAAACAUAUUAUCAAUGCUAAGUAGUCCAACUCGUUAAAAUCCAGGAAUGGCGAACGAAAUGAAUCAAAUAACUUGAUGUGAAAAUUCGAAUUUUACUGUUAAAUUCUCAAAAUGGGAAAUAAACUGAUUAUCAUCUCGUCCCAGAAUCAUCGAUCUGUAAACUACUAUAAGCUCACCUCCGACGAGCAAGCUCUUCUUAGAAAAGUCUGGUGUGGCGUGGAAAACAAUCCUCAGUUCCAUGGAAGUUCCUUCUUUCUGGAAUUCUGCAAGCUCCAUCCUCAAUACACCAAGUAUUUUACGACAAUGCCUCAGAUCCCAAUAAAUUUCGAUGGUCGAAAUGUCGCGAAGUUUACAGUUAUCAUGGAGACAAUAGGCUACUUGAUAUUGGAUUAUCACAGCAAGCCAAAGCAAUUGGAUCAGCUAGUUGGAUACGUAGCAAUGGUGCAUAAGGAUAUGGGUCUUCGUCGUCAAGAUAUGUUGAAUUUUGGAUCAUAUCUGAUUCAAUACCUAUGCAAGGCAUUUCCGUUAUCAAUGAACGAUGCGUGUCUCGACGUAUUUAGUAAAUAUUUUAACAGUAUUCUGAUGGAAAUGGCAUUAAAAAUGGAGGAAUUCCUCAAAGAUGAUAGGUUAAAUGCAUCAGACGACGAAAAAGGUGACAAUAAAACUAUUGACAAUGCACAUCCAAAAGAAAACGUAAAGGGGGCGGUUUCAAUGUUUUCAGCAGCAAUGGCCACCACAUCCGAAAAUCCAGAUAUUCUGGACGCCGGAAAAAAAGGAAAUGAAAGAGAAACAAUAAGAACGAGCCGAAAGAGAGGUCCUACAUUACGAAUGCUGUGUGGCCAUUGGUCGACCUGUAGAAACAAUUUAGUAUACGGUCAAAGUUUACACUAUUGGAAGGACAGAAAGAAAGAAUGGGACAACCGGUUAAAACAAUGGAACUUUUUAAGUACAUCAAAUUAUACAAAUCCGAAGAUUCAAAUUUCAACGAGCGAAGACGAAGAAACUUCAGCUUAUAAAUCAAAGACAGAGGAUGAAACUGCGUCCGAAGUGGCGGACAUGCGUAUUUCACCACCAAAAAUAUGGCAAUUGACAGUUGCGGAAAGUCAAGAUACUCAGGAGGCGAAAGAUGAAUUAAAAGAACUUUUAAUGGAACAGAAAAUUGAACAAACGGAAUCGAUUAAUGUGUCCCACAUUAUUAGUAGCAAGUCGAUACGAAAUUCAGACAUAAUAAAGCUAAGUUCAGUGCCCGAAGACGUAAAUGAAAUCCUCGAAGAGAGUUCGACGCCGCGAGAACGACGUCGUGCUCGCAGUUACCUAGGAAAUAAUAUUCGCUAUCGCAAUACCCCUCCAAGUUUGGAAUUUCAUAAUGUAAAAAAGAACAUCUCCGUCAAGUCUCAAAAACCAGAGGAUCCUCAACAGAAUGAAAAGGUUAUGGAUUCGCCGUCGACGGCGCAGGUGUCGGUACAAUCAGCUCGUCAAAGACGUCGCGAAAGUCGUGAACCAUCGUUACCUUGAAACUGACUUUAUUAUUCGCUCUCUCGCCGAAUAUCGGUAUUUACAGAGGACACUUAUCAAUUCUGUAAAUAAGCGUGUAUCCAGUAUCUAUUGCAUGUCCU
Cephus cinctus (wheat stem sawfly) is the source of this 1761-nucleotide messenger RNA. RefSeq lists its product as uncharacterized. Bases 257 to 1660 code for a protein of 467 amino acids. The transcript has 5 exons. Gene Ontology annotation, molecular function: heme binding; oxygen binding. Lineage: Eukaryota; Metazoa; Arthropoda; Insecta; Hymenoptera; Cephidae. The record is from RefSeq and is a predicted model, not a curated record.